AUGCCAGAAGACACAUCGCGACACCCCUAUGGUUCCUGCGCAGAUUCACGGGGACCCAGCCAGGUACAAUCAGAGGAUAGAACCGCACCCUCGGUGAUCGAGCGACCGGUGCCAAUCUGCAGGCUUCCUACAUGCCCUUCUAGUCCGAACGAGAGAAUCCGCCAGGCUCUCGCAACUCUGGAUUUCACUACUCUCCAUUCAGAGGCUCUUUCUGCCAACCAUAUGACAGUACAACACCCGAAACUACCUUCAGAAGCCGAGUUGACUCAGGGAGAAAUGAUAUUUGGCAGUCGCUACAACUACACGCGGGAGAACUCGCCAUCAUUUUGCACGUACGGAAAAGCACCAAACACCACUGGAUGCGACUUUGACGAAGCAGUUGAUAGACCCCCUUUCCAGUCACCCGCCGUGGGACAGACUCGACACUGCAAUUCUUCUGCCCAGGAUGACCUUCCUCUGUCUCUGGGACUGAUGUUUGAUCCACUGUGGAGCCCGGUUAUGACCAAAAAGGCCGCCAUCACUGCGUAUGCAAUUGAUUUGCAUCGGGAAAUCCUGCGCAAUAAUGGACUUCUUUGA
Molecule: messenger RNA, 576 nt
Organism: Penicillium egyptiacum
Lineage: Eukaryota; Fungi; Ascomycota; Eurotiomycetes; Eurotiales; Aspergillaceae
Source: the annotation of a GenBank genome assembly